AUGCCGGCCAUCCUGACGAAGAUAAGGGAGCAGGCGUUCAGGGUGCAGCCGACUAUUGCCGUGGGCGUGGGCGUGGGCGUGGCCCUGGCCGCGUGCGCCGUGUACGGGACCCGCGAGAAGAAGCAGCCACCGGCAUGCCACAACAAUAACAAUUAUAAGGUGGCUAAGAACGGGACGCUCCAUUCGCUCCAGAAUGGGGGCACUGAGGAGAAGACUUGUGGCGGCAGAUGCGGGGCCGAGCAGUGCGCCCUGUGCCGAGGAGACGCCGACACAGACAACAAGCAGAACAUCGGGGAGGUGGAAGAAACUCCGGCACCCGAGGAGCACGUGCCCGGAUUGAACCUGGAGUUUCUGAGGCAGCUGAUCUCGCUGGCGAAGAUCAUGGUGCCGAGCGUACGGAGUCAGGAGGUGGCGCUGCUGACUGCGCACACCCUCUGCCUCUUCUCAAGAACCUUCCUCUCGAUUUACGUCGCGUCAUUGGAAGGGUCGAUUGUAAGACACAUAGUCCAGAAGGACUUGCGCAGUUUCACGUCCCUGCUGUUCCAAUGGUUCGGCAUCGCCGUGCCGGCCACCUUCAUCAACUCCAUGAUCCGGUACCUGGAGAGCCGGCUGGCCUUGGCGUUCCGCACCAGGCUCGUGAACCACGCCUACGACCUGUACUUCAAGAACCAGACCUACUACAGGGUCGCCAACUUGGAUGCCAGGAUAGAAAACGCGGACCAUAGACUUACGGAGGACGUGUCGGUGUUCACUCAGUCGGUGGCGCACCUCUACAGCUCGCUGACGAAGCCCUGCUUCGACCUGCUCCUCAUAGUCCUCACCCUCGCCAGCUACUCCAGCAAGAUGAAGGGCAACAUAUUCCUCGGUCCCGGCAUCGCGACCGUGGUGAUCUGCCUAACGGGUCAGCUGUUGCGGCUGCUCAGCCCCCGCUUCGGAGCUCUAGCUGGUGAGGAGGCGCGCAUGAAGGCCAACCUUCGCCAUGCGCACAGCCGCCUCAUCACCCACGCCGAGGAGGUCGCCUUCUACGGGGGCCAUCAGGUGGAACUGGGCCAGCUGCAGUCGGCCUACAAACAGCUGGUCGUGCAGAUGACGACCGUGUUCAACAAGAAGCUGUGGUACGUGAUGCUGGAGCAGUUCUGCAUGAAGUACGUGUGGUCCGGCACGGGGAUGGUGAUGCUCGCGCUGCCCAUCCUGACGGGGCGCAGGGGCGAUGAGAGCACCGACGAGGGUGUCAGCGCCCGAACUGAGUAUAUGACGACGUCCAGAAAUCUGCUUAACUCGGCUGCCGACGCCAUUGAGAGGCUCAUGUCCAGUUAUAAGGAGGUGGUGACCCUGGCGGGGUACGCGACGCGCGUGUCUGACAUGCUGAUGGUCUUCGGGGAGGUGGCCAGGGGGCGCUGCGUGAGGGCUGUUCAUGCAGCGCCAGCGCCAAAUGGCUUCCAGGUCACCUUCAGGGAGCGCCAGCCCGUGCCGCAAGGCAAGAUCACGUACACCAGCGACCUCUCGAUCCGGCUGAGGAACGUGCCCAUAGUGACGCCCACGUGCGACGUGGUGGCCAGCGGAGUGACCCUGGACCUGGCACCGGGCACCCACCUCCUCAUCGUGGGGCCCAACGGCUGCGGCAAAUCCAGCCUGUUCCGCAUCAUCUCCGGCCUGUGGCCGGUGUUCGGCGGCGAGCUGGCGGUGCCGCGGCCGUGCGCGUGCGCCCACUGCGCCGGCGAGCCGGCCGCCCCGCCCCACUGCUCCACGCGCCCCGUCAUGUUCUACAUACCGCAGAGGCCGUACAUGUCGAUGGGCUCGCUGAUCGACCAGGUGACGUACCCGUCGCGCGCUGCGCGCGGCGACGUCGCGGCGGAGGCGCGCGCCGCGCACAUCCUGCGCGUGGUGCGGCUCGACGCGUGCGCCGCGCGCCUCGGCGGGCUGCGCGCCACGGCCGACUGGCGCGCCACGCUCUCGGGCGGCGAGAAGCAGCGCCUCGCCAUGGCGCGCAUGUUCUACCACCGGUGCGUGUCAAUGCGACCCUCCCGCUCCACUCCUCUCUCGCUUCCCCCACCCCUCAACUCUCUAGCAGCGGCUCGCCAUGGCGCGCAUGUUCUACCACCGAUGCGUGCCACCCUGCACCUAUCUCCCGCUGCCCCAUUUAGUCCUAUCACUGUCCCCACCGCCCCUAUCAUUCUCCCCUCAGAUAUCGAGAAGCAGCGGCGAGCCGGCCGUCAAUACUACAAUCGCCUCGCCAUGGCGCGCAUGUUCUACCACAGGUGCGUGGCAAAUCGACCCUUCCCCAUCCACUCCUUUCUCACUUCCCCUCACCGCUCUACCCUCUCGCAGACCCUCAGAUCCCGAGAAGCAGCAUCUCGAUAUAGCGCUUAUGAUCUACCACCAGUGCGUCUCAACACCACUCCCACUUCUCUCGAUGCCCCCUCCGCUGCUGUAGCUGCCCUCUCACACUACGAGAAGCAGCGGCUCGCCAUGGCGACGUAUUCUACCACCAGUGCGAGUCAAAUAACCACCCCACCCCCUGCCCCACUCCCCGCCUCCGACUGGCCUCACAACCUCGACACCAUUGUCUGCAUCCGAAUGAUUGUCUAUCCAUCGUCCCCGCUUCAA
Iphiclides podalirius (scarce swallowtail) is the source of this 2607-nucleotide messenger RNA. The record is from the annotation of a GenBank genome assembly. NCBI's taxonomy places the organism in Eukaryota, Metazoa, Arthropoda, Insecta, Lepidoptera, Papilionidae.